CACAAUAAUAAAAUUAAAUAAAAAAAUAAAAACACCAAAACGUUUGAAAUUUGAAAUUUUUUAUCACUCUCCCUCUCCUCUUUCUAUUAUACCCGCGCGCUCCCUCCUUUCUUAUACCUUCUUCCCAAUUUCCCCCAUUUCUCUCUCCUUCAUAAUUUACAGAAACCCUUAUUUCUCUCUCUUCUAGCUCUUUCUCUCACUCAAUUUGGUGAAGAACCCACAUCCAAUUCUUACUUAUAACGAAACAAAUGGAGUCUUUACCCGAUGCCAUUGUACAAUUCAUAUUGUCUCACCUAAACAAUGCCAAAGAUGUGACAUCUUGUAUUUCGGUCUCAAAGAGAUGGAAAGAGUCGAUGCCAUUUAUUCAACGCCUGUACUUUCCUCGAAACAUUUUCGACACUUCCUUGAUCAGAGAGUGUAGUAAUACCAGUCCAGAUGAAAUCAUUUUGAAAACUAUAAUGAUGGUAGUACGAUUAGAGGAGCUUGUUGUAUACUGUCCUUUCUCAAGUUCAGGACUCGCAGCGUGGCUUGCUGUAUCUCAUAAGUAUCUUAGACAUCUUGAGCUCAGAAUGGACAGCCUCUCCGAGCAUCAAACUAGCUCGGAGAAUCCAAUGAGUAAACUGGAUUGUAUAGGUAUUGCAAACAAUCUAGAGUCUUUAAGGUUGUGGGGUGUGUUAAUGACUCAAACCCCCAAGUGGGAGACAUUCCAUAAUCUUCGGAAUCUUGAAAUUGUUGGGGCAAGAAUGAAAGAUCAUACAUUGGUAGAUGCACUUCAAUUGUGUCCAAAUUUGAACCGAUUGUUGCUCCUUGGGUGUGAAGGGAUCCAGUCUGUUUCGAUCAAUUCGAAAGAGUUACAGGAGUGUAAGUUGGACUUCUAUGGUGCCGGAAACACUUCCCUCUCCAUUUCUUGUCCGAAACUAAUAACCCUUGAAAUUCAAGGGUGUGGUUGCAUGAGGGUUAGGGAAACUCAAUGCCUUAGGAAUCUUUCAAUUUCCAACAGUGGAGGAAAAGUUUACUUGGUUGAUUUUAGUAAGCUUGUGGCACUCGAAACCUUAUCUUUGAGGGGAGUUCAAUGGUGUUGGGAUGCCAUAAGCAAAAUGCUUCAAUGGGCUUCUGAAGUAAAGCAUCUUUUCAUGAAGGUUGAAUUUACUGGGGACUUUGAAAACCUUCUGCCCUUCCCUGAGAUAGAUUUUGUAGAGUUCUUUAAUGCCCAUCCGAAGCUCCAAAAGUUCGAUAUCCAUGGAGCCAUGUUUGCUGCACUUUGUCAAAAAAAUAGCUUGAAAAAUGUGGAUUCGAAGUUUUCAAUUCCAUGUUUGGAAGAGGUUGUACUUACUGUAAGAUCACCAUUGAAUGCAGAACAGAAAAUGAGUACUCUUGAGUCAUUUGUGAAGUAUGCGAGAAACCUAAAGAAGAUGGUAAUAAAGAUUCUUCAGAUGAAGAGUAGCCAUAGCAGCACGGACGACUUCUUUGAGGAGGUCUGUAGGUUUAGAUACAUGAACCGCAAAAUUGUUCGAAUAGAAUAACAGGGAAGAAGCGGAUGCUCUUCCUCCUCUAUUCCCCCUUACAUGGUUUACCCACAUCAUUUUUUGUUUCAUCCUCAACUUAUUAUCAAUUUUAACUGAUAACUGUAUCUUCCAUCAUUUGUAACCAAUAAUUGUACUUUUCGUUUGAAUUCAAUUUUGUUGUCACGAAUUA
This is a messenger RNA of Spinacia oleracea (spinach), 1695 nucleotides long. RefSeq names its product F-box protein At1g10780. Lineage: Eukaryota; Viridiplantae; Streptophyta; Magnoliopsida; Caryophyllales; Amaranthaceae. Gene Ontology annotation, molecular function: protein binding. The transcript has 4 exons. The record is from RefSeq and is a predicted model, not a curated record. The coding region runs from base 249 to 1523 and encodes 424 amino acids.